CGCAUAUGGCGUAGGCGGGCUUGUUUGUCGGUGUAGAAGGGUGAGAGGAGCAGAAAGCCACCGACGCUUCCGCGAGAAUGAGCAGGGAGAAGUUGCGUGGGAAGCGGAGAGGUUACGCAUCGGUCCGGUCUCUUCCGAAAGAUCGGGAGAUGUAUCGUGCUCGAUAAUAACGACCGACAGUGGUGAGUGAUCCUCGCCGCUGCAUAACGUCGCCCCGAAGUUGUCUUCUCGAUUCCGAAUUUGAUUGCGAGCAGUGAGAAAAGGUUCAGUGGGUGAAGUUCUGAACGCUGAAAUCUUUUUUUUCUGUGCAAACAUGCGAGUGACCAAGGUGUUUCUGUUGUUGCUGCUCGUGGGAAGUUACGCUUUAGCUAGUCCUGAGCCUUCGGAUGAGUUGUACAGUCGCUUUCAACCGAGGACCCGUAAAGAAGACAAGUGUUAUGACGAGAACGGCAAGCCUCAGAGAUGUAUACCACCAUUCGAGAAUGCAGCAUUUAAUGUGCCGAUGGAAGCAACUAAUACAUGUGGCGAGGACCAUCCAACAGAGUUUUGCAAGCAAACACGCGUACAAAAGAAAUCAUGCGAGAUGUGCCAGUGGGGCGACCACUCAGCAAUCUAUCUCACUGACCAUGAUAACAAUGACAAUGCUACAUGGUGGCAGUCCAGCACCAUGUAUGAAGGCAUUGAAUAUCCCAAUCAGGUCAACCUCACUUUGCAUCUAGGUAAGACGUUCGAUAUAACGUACGUGAGAGUACUAUUCGAAUCCCCACGACCGGAGAGUUGGGGCAUUUACAAGCGAAAAAAUGAGAAGUCGCCAUGGGAGCCAUAUCAGUUUUACUCGGCCACGUGCAGAGACACAUACGACUUACCCGAAUCGAAAGAGACCGUACGUGGUGACGACACCCGCGUACUAUGUACAUCGGACUUCUCCGAUAUUUCACCUCUUACCAAGGGUACCGUCGCCUUCUCUACUUUGGAGGGCCGGCCCUCCGCGUAUUAUUUCGAUACUAAUCCCGAACUUCAGGAAUGGGUGCAAGCGACGGAUUUGAGAAUCACAUUGGACAGAUUAAACACGUUUGGUGAUGAAGUAUUCGGUGACUCGCAUGUAUUGAAGUCUUAUUACUACGCCAUCGCCGAUGUAGCAGUUGGCGCGAGAUGUGCCUGCAACGGCCACGCCGGGGAGUGUGUCAACAGCACUAGCGUGGACGGUAGAACUCGUCGAGUAUGCCGGUGCGAACAUAACACCGCCGGCCCAGAUUGCAACGAGUGCCUGCCCUUUUACAACGAUGCGCCGUGGGGUCGAGCCACUACCACAGACGCGCACGAAUGCAAACCCUGCAAUUGCAACGGCUAUUCGGACAGAUGUUACUUUGACAAAGAACUGUACAAGUUGGCGGGUCACGGAGGUCACUGCCUGGACUGUCAAGCGAAUCGCGAUGGCGCUAACUGCGAACGGUGUCGGGAGAAUUAUUAUCAACGUCCCGAUGACAAUUACUGCAUCGCCUGCCACUGCAACGAGAUCGGUUCCAGGAGUCUACAGUGUAACAGCGAAGGAAAGUGCCAAUGUAAACCGGGAGUAACAGGAGAUAAGUGUGAUCGUUGCGCACCCAAUUUUUACAAUUUCGGUUCGCUGGGUUGUACCUCGUGUGAGUGCAGUUUCGCGGGAUCGGAGGGGAACAGUCCCAGCUGCGACCCGGUCACGGGAGUCUGCGUCUGCAAAGAGAACGUCGAAGGGAAACGCUGUAGAGAAUGUCGUCCAGGUUUCUUCAAUUUGGCAGAGGAAAACGAGUUCGGCUGCACGCCGUGCUUCUGUUAUGGUCAUUCCGCUGUUUGCCGGUCAGCCGCUGGCUACUCCAAGCUCGUCAUCGAGAGCAUGUUUGUUAGAGGAAACGAACGCUGGUCCGCCAUGGUGGUUGGCAAUCAGAUUCCGGUACAAUACGACGCACUAACACAAACCAUCUCUGUAACCGCAGCGAGCCGCGACAGUGUUUACUUCCUCGCGCCCGAUAGAUUCCUGGGAGAUCAGCGAGCAUCGUACAAUCAAAAUCUGUCCUUUUCGUUGAGGAUAGGAGAAACCGGCCCGGCAGUCACGGUGCGAGAUGUGAUUCUCGAAGGCGCAAACGGCGGGCAAAUCACGCAGACUAUUUUUGGACAGAAUAAUCGGCUGCCAACCGUCAAACGUCAGGAAUACCGAUUUAAACUGCACGAACACUUGAGUUACGGCUGGCAGCCCCAACUUUCCUCGCGAGCCUUUAUGUCAAUUCUGUCGAAUCUGACGGCUAUCAAAAUCCGCGCCACGUACACUAAUCAAGGCCGAGGCUUCUUGGACGACGUGAAAUUAGAAACUGCGCAUCGUGGUGCCGCUGGUGAACCUGCCGAUUGGGUGGAGCACUGUCAGUGUCCACACGGCUAUGUCGGUCAAUUCUGCGAGUCCUGCGCGCCAGGAUUCCAUCACGAUCCGCCCAACAGCGGUCCGUUCGCUCUCUGCGUGUCUUGCAAUUGCAACGGCCACGCUGACAUCUGUGAAGCCGAAACCGGACAAUGCAUUUGUCAUCACAACACGGCCGGCGACAAUUGCGAGCUGUGCGCCCGCGGAUUUUACGGGCAUCCGUUGAGGGGAACGCCAAACGAUUGCCAGCCGUGUCCUUGUCCUGAUAACGGACCUUGUAUCCUUUUAGGAAGCAAUCCUGAUCCCAUCUGCUCCGAGUGCCCUAUCGGCAGGACCGGACCUAGAUGCGAAACAUGUUCAGAUGGUUAUUACGGGAAUCCUGAGAGAGGCCUGGCUUGUCGUCCCUGUGACUGCAAUAACAAUAUUGACUUGAAUGCUGUGAGAAAUUGUAAUCAUGAGACUGGAGAGUGCCUUAAGUGCGUCAACAACACAGCGGGCUUCCACUGCGAUGAAUGUCUACCUGGAUAUUACGGGGAUGCAUUAUCGGAUCGAAAAGAAGAUGGUUGCAAGUUGUGUCAGUGUUACCCACCGGGCACAGUGGAGUUGGACGAUGGUAGAGUUAUGCCGUGCGACCAAUUGACGGGACACUGCACUUGUAAGCCAAACGUGGUCGGUCGCAAUUGUGAUCGAUGCGAAGAGGGUUACUACCAUAUUAUGAGCGGUGAAGGCUGCACGCCCUGCAACUGCGACCUCGAGGGCUCAUAUAAUCGAACUUGCGAUCCCAUCACUGGUCAGUGCCAGUGUAGAUUAGGCGUCACUGGACAGCACUGCGAUGCGUGCGAGCCGUAUCAAUAUGGAUUCAGUCGAGAGGGUUGUAAACCUUGUGACUGCGACAGCAUCGGCUCUCAGGACCUGCAGUGCGACGCCAGCGGACAGUGUCCUUGUCUGACGAAUGUGGAGGGUAGACGCUGCGACCGCUGCAAGGAGAACAAGCACAACCGUCAAAACGGAUGCGUGGACUGUCCGGAUUGCUACAAUCUCGUGCAAUCGGCAGUGGACGAUCACAGGCGACGCUUGGCCGAACUGGAGGACACUCUGAGAAAGAUCAACAGCAGUCCCACCGUUAUUAAUGAUUCGGAUUUCGAGAAGGAGCUCAAGAACGUCCAAGAUAGGGUCAGGGCAUUAUUGAACGUCGCCAAGCAAGGAUCCGGCAGUGAGAACAAAACACUAGUGGAGCAACUGGACGAGUUACGCGAUCAACUGAACGCGAUCGACGAAAUCUACCAGACAGUGAAUGUGACGGCGAACGACGCACGCGACAUCAUCGAGGACGGCCUCGUGAACAUUGACGAGGCAGAGAAAGUAUUGGACAAGACGUACGAGCACUUGACGGAAGCAGAGGAUUAUUUGGCCACGGACGGAGCGAGCGCUCUUACAGAUGCGAAAUUGCGCGCGGAGCAGGUCGGCCAGCAGAAUCAGCAGAUGACGGCAAUCGCGCAGGAGGCCCGUUUGCUCGCCGAAGUAAACACCAAUGAAGCCAAGAAACUUCAUAUGUUGGCCGAACAAGCUCGAAAUACGACAUUGGAAGCUUACAAUCUCGCAAAGCAAGCGAUAUCGAAGUACUCGAAUAUUACUGACGAAAUAAGAGGUCUGGAGAAUAAGUUAGCGCAAUUGGACGAUCGUAUGAACGAGGUAAAAAAUCUUACUGCUGUCGCGGCCAACAAGUCGUCAACUGUCUCCCAGGAAGCCAUAGAUUUAUUAAUUCUUGAUCUAACCCUUCCGCACGUCGAUAUCAAGCAAUUAUGGGAACAAGUAGAAAGCGUCAACAAUGAGGGCGUGAAAAUUAAGGAACAGGCGCAACUCUUGUUAGAGGAGAACGAAAAUCUCAUAAACGAAAUGACCGAGAAAGCGAGGAAGAGCCAUGAGCUUCUGGAACGAGCUCAAGAUCAGCAAGCGGCGACAGCUGAGCUACUGGCCGAGUUAGAUCAGGCUAAUGAAACAGCGAAUGACGCUGUUAAUCGUGGCGAUCAAACGCUAAAAGAAGCUCAGGAGACUUUGAAAAAAUUGGGAGAAUUCGACGCCGAGGUGCAACGUGAACGCGUGAAGGCGCAAGACGCCUUGAAAGAUAUACAGAGCAUCAAGGAACUAAUAGACAUUGCCACCACGCAGACGAGAGAGGUAGAGAGAGCGCUAAACGGAUCGGAGGACAACGCAAAAAAUGCGCGCGAAAUAGCACAGAAUGCUCAGACUUACGCGGACAAAGCGAGCGUGAACGCGAACGAUAUUAGAAUGGAAGCGAAUAAAACGAAGAUCGAGGCUCUGCGACUUGGUAAUGAAGCUGAGAAGCUGCACCAGAGAGUAGACAUCACAGACACGAUGAUGAGGCAGUACGAGAUCCAAGUAGUCAAAGACUCAAACAUCGCGACAGAGGCUAAUCACAAAGUCGGCCAGGCGAAAAUUAACGUAACUCAAGCCACACAUCUAGUCGAUAAGGCCUUAUCCGAAGUAGCCGAGAUUAUCAAAGAGUUAGAAAAUCUUCCAGAAAUUGACGAUGCCGAUUUGAAUCGGCUGGAGGAGCGGCUAGUGGCUGCCGAGAAGGAAAUUAAAGCGGCCAAUUUAGACCAGCGAAUUCGUACUCUCACAGAUGCCAAGAAUACACAGACACAGUGGGUAAAGAAUUUCGAAAGCGAAGUGAAUAGAUUACGAAUUGAAGUAGAGAAUAUCGACGACAUUCGCAAGGUCCUACCUGUCGACUGUUAUCAGCGCGUCCGUCUCGAGCCCUGAAGUGCCUUAUUCUUUUUACAUCGUUUAUUACAUCGUUUUUUAUACCAAAGAUUUUUUUUUAUAAUAUAUACACUGGGGCUUGUAAUUUUUUUUUUAUAGAAUAUUCAUCUGCAUUUAUAUUUGUUAUAAUUUACUAAUCUUAGUACGUGUAUAAAUAUGUAUAUAGUAUCUGUACACAUCCGUAACACGUAACUGCCAUAUUAUGUCAUUUUAAGAUGAUCUAAGACGUAGAAAUUUCAAAA
Messenger RNA from Harpegnathos saltator (Jerdon's jumping ant), 5412 nucleotides. It is a transcript of the gene LanB2, whose product is annotated as laminin subunit gamma-1. Bases 314 to 5170 code for a protein of 1618 amino acids. The record is from RefSeq and is a predicted model, not a curated record. The transcript is spliced from 22 exons. Gene Ontology annotation, biological process: animal organ morphogenesis; tissue development. Lineage: Eukaryota; Metazoa; Arthropoda; Insecta; Hymenoptera; Formicidae.